Molecule: messenger RNA, 768 nt
Organism: Alternaria arborescens
Lineage: Eukaryota; Fungi; Ascomycota; Dothideomycetes; Pleosporales; Pleosporaceae
Exons: 2
Coding region: 1-768 (255 amino acids)
Biological process (GO): regulation of lipid metabolic process
Cellular component (GO): mitochondrion
Source: RefSeq, a predicted model, not a curated record
AUGUCUCUCACGCUCAAAGUUACGUCGCUGUUCGUCCGGACUCUCGCAAAGCCCGUAGCAAACGCCAUCAAACGCAAUGCCCACGAACACGACCGAUUUCGUCGAAUAUGCGUCAAAUUCGCCCAAGGCCUGCAUCGCGUGGAUAUGCGCAUGCGCCUCGGCCUGCUGCAGGACCCCGCUGUCAUAGACAGGCAAAUCAAGAAAGAAGUCGCCCUAGCAGAGGCUGCGCGCAAAAAAGCAGCGGCACCCACGGUCCUCACCGAAGAGGAAAUGAAGGCAGAGGAAGCUCUCACAGAGAAGGAACGAGAUGCGAUCAAGAAAAAGGCUGAGGAGAGGAUCAAGCCACGCAUACGACCUCUGUCCGAACAAAAGGCCAUCGAGAUGGGUGCCAACUUCGCUGCUGAAACCUUCAUAUUCGCCGUCGGUAUUGCUGUGAUUCUUGUUGAGCAAUGGCGGCAAAGAAGAAAGGCCAAGAAUGCCAGAGACGAUAUAAGGGAAGAUUUGGAGGAGGUGCAGGCUGAGCUCAAGGCGGUCAGGGCAGAGUUUGAGGAGUUCAAAGCGAAACAUCCAGAGCCAGUGUCGUCAAAGCUACUGGGGUUUUGGAAGGGUACUGGGAAGAAGGAAGACGACAAGAUUGAAGCUGUGAGCACCGAGGCGAAGCCGGCGCCCGUCGAGACUCAAGGCGAUGCUGCGCAAACUGCGAAUGGGACGCCUACAACGCAACCAACCCAGCAUAAGGAUUUAGGAAUGUAUACCCGGGAAGCGUAA